Mauremys reevesii (Reeves's turtle) is the source of this 2005-nucleotide messenger RNA. It is a transcript of the gene SSX2IP, whose product is annotated as SSX family member 2 interacting protein. The coding region runs from base 229 to 1929 and encodes 566 amino acids. NCBI's taxonomy places the organism in Eukaryota, Metazoa, Chordata, Testudines, Geoemydidae. The record is from RefSeq and is a predicted model, not a curated record. The transcript is spliced from 15 exons.
AGCGCGGAGCGGCGGCGGCGGCUGGGCUCGCUCGGGAGUCGGCCCCCGGCGGCAGCAGCAGCAGGUGGUGCCAUGCGGGACUGCCAUGGGCAAUACUCCUGAUCUGAAUUGAUGGAUCCAACAGAAGCUAAAUGAACAUGAGAUGCCUGUGUAGGGGAUUUUACCAGCAAUUGUACUAAAUACUUCACUGCUGAACCAGUUGCUCAGGUACCUUGGCUGUCUGAUGCUAUGGGAGAUUGGAAGACUAUUACAGUGCCAGCACUGUCAUCAGCUAGCAAAAUCACUUAUCAGAAUACCUCAGAAAAAAAGAUGUCCCCCUCAAGUUUAAACAUGCAACAAGUGCUACGCUCGCCACUGCCUUCGUACAAAAAUAUGCACAGCUUUUUCAGUGCCUUCUGCACAGAAGAGAAUGUUGAACAGAGUAUCUCCUAUCUUAACAGGGAGUUGACAACAUUAGGUUUCCCGUCUCUUUAUUCGGAGUGCAAAGAUAAAGAAUUAAAUGUAGUAUCGGUCUUAAAUUGUAUGAAUGAACUGCUUGUACUCCAACGCAAGAACCUCCGAGCUCAGGAAGAGGUGGAAAUCCAGCAUCUGAAAUUGGGUAGUGAUAUGGACCACCUGCAGAACUGCUAUGCUAAAGUAAAGGAGCAACUGGAAGCUUCUAGAAGGGAAAUAGUGGGACUUCAAGAAAGAGACAGACAACAGCAAUGUAAGAACAGAAAUCUGCACCAGUUACUUAAAAAUGAAAAAGAUGAGGUACAAAAAUUACAAAAUAUUAUUGCAAGUCGUGCUACUCAGUACAAUCAUGAUAUGAAGAGGAAAGAAAGAGAAUACAACAAACUAAAAGAGCGCUUACAUCAACUAGUCAUGAACAAAAAGGAUAAAAAAAUAGCUAUGGAUGUUCUAAAUUACGUAGGUAGAGUUGAUGGGAAAAGAGGUGCUUGGAGAACUGGUAAAACAGAAGCCAGGAAUGAAGAAGAAAUGUACAAAGUUUUGUUAGGUGGCUAUGAACAACGCCAAAAACAGCUUCUAGUGGAAAAUGCUGAGCUCAAGAAAGUUCUUCAGCAAAUGAAGAAAGAGAUGAUUUCACUUCUCCCACCACAGAAACAGAAACCUAAGGAAAGAGCUGAAGAUGGCAUUGGGCCUGUACUAUCAGACAUGGAGGAAGAUGCUGUAGAAUUAAAUAAAGAGAAUAUGUGGGAACUUUCUUGUGAAACUGUGCGAGAACAGCUUACCAACAGCAUUAGAAAGCAGUGGAGAAUGCUGAAAAAUCAUGUUGAAAAACUGGAUAACCAAGUGUCACGUGCGCAUUCAGGGGCUUUGAAUGGCAGCGAUGUAAUUUCAAGAGAGGACCAUGAACUGGAAACUGAAAAGUUAGAAUUAGAAAUUCAGCAGUGCAAAGAAAUGAUCAAAACUCAGCAACAACUAUUACAGCAGCAGCUUAUGUCUCCAUGUGAUGAUGAUGAUGAUACCUCUAUGUUACUACAGGACUGUUAUUUGUUGGAAGAAAGAGAGCGCCUCCAGGAAGAAUGGAAACUAUUUAGAGAACAAAAAAAGAACUUUGAGAGAGAGCGAAGAAGUUUUACAGAAGCUGCUAUUAGAUUAGGACUUGAGAGAAAGGCAUUUGAAGAAGAUAGAGGGGCUUGGCUGAAGCAACAGUUUUUGAGCAUGACUUCUGAUCACAAGAACUCUGAACAUGUGAAAACUCAAAGUGCCUACUCAGGAAGUUCUGACCCAGACAAUCAGCUAAUGAACUUCAGGUCUUGGCAAAAGAAACCUCACUGCUUGCCUAGUGUACCUCUUUCAGAGGAACUUUGCCAGACAAUUCAGCAUAUCCCACACAACAGCAAUUCGAGUGUUGUAUUGAAUAAAACUACUGAAGACAGCAAGCCAAAGCAAUGGAAGGGACUCAACAAAGCAGAAACUGAAUAAUGCAUCAAGACCUCAGUCACAGAAGAUUUCUAAAGUUCAUGUUCUCUGUUAUAUAGAUAAACUGCCUUAGACUUUC